AUGGCCCGACAGAUGCUGCGAUGUGCAAAAUGUUCCGCACCACUCUCCAAGAGGGCAAUGAAUUGGUUCAACUCUCUACCCAUAGGGUCGAUUGACACCUUCGCUCGGUUGUCAACCCGGUUCGCCAACCAAUUCGCCAUCAACAAACAAUAUGCCAAGACCCCAGCUCAUCUUUUCUCUGUAGUAAAGAGAGAUAACGAAACGCUCCGCAACUACAUUAAGCAUUUCGUGGAAGCCGUCCAUGAAGUCCUCAGUGUAGGGCAAGACAUGCUCUCUGGGAUUAUGCAACAGAACUUGAAACCGGGUAGAUUCAAAGAGUCUAUAGCCGCAAGACCCCCAGGCAACUUGGAGGAGUUGCUGAAUCGAGCCGAAAAAUACGUCCGGAUAGAGGAAGCCUCUACCCAUGCUCCUCCUAAAAGGAAAAGGGAAGAUGAGCGUCAGGACAAGAGGAGGCGCAAUGAUCGACGUCCACCACCUCCACCUAAAGGCCAGCCCUCCUCCUCCUACAAUAGGUUCACUCCGUUAAACGCUCGCCUCACUGAAAUCCUUCACGUGAUAGAACAGAGAGGUUUAGCGGAGCCUCCACGUCCUAUGCAGCCGAAUGCCAAGCGAGAAAAGUCGGAUCGUUAUUGUCAAUUCCAUAGGGACAGAGGACAUACUACGGAGGAAUGUGCACAACUCAAAGCGGCAAUUGAGAAGCUGAUCAAACAGGGCCAUUUAGGCGAAUACAUUGAUAAGCCUCGAAAUAAGCGCCGUGAUGAUCCCCCACGCCGAGAUAAUAAUCGAGAUCAACAGCAAAUGCGAGAGGAUGGAGGUCAUCGACGUGACCCAGAUAACAACGAUAAGCAACCUACCCGGGGAAUCAUCUCCUUUAUCUCCGGAGGACCGGCGGGUGGCGAUUCACAAAAUGCAAGACGCACCCUCGCUCGAUCGGCACGCAUGAAUCAAGAACGUGCUUCUCCAUCCGCACGCAUCUACCAAAUACGAAGACCUGAUCAUAGCAUAGUCUUCAACUCCUCCGACCUUGAAGGUCCUGAUGAAGAUCAUGUCGAUGCGUUGGUAGUAACAACAACGGUGGCCAACUUCUUGGUCAAGAAGAUAUUAGUGGAUGGUGGGAGCUCAGCUGACAUCAUGUAUCUCCACGCUUUUAAGCAGCUGGGCAUAGAUAAUGCCCGGUUUAAUCCCGUCUCCACACCCUGA
Molecule: messenger RNA, 1200 nt
Organism: Erythranthe guttata (spotted monkey flower)
Lineage: Eukaryota; Viridiplantae; Streptophyta; Magnoliopsida; Lamiales; Phrymaceae
Source: RefSeq, a predicted model, not a curated record